AUGAAUAUCGACAUUGAUGAUAUCCUGGCGGAUCUCGACAGAGACACGACGGCUGUCGACUCUUCGCUGAUCUCGCAAGCGCACAAUGAUACAACGAUUCUGGGAAGCGAUGGUGAUGAAAUCAACAAACUCCGGCAAAUCACAAAUGUAUCACCGGUGGAAGACUUUCAAACACUCAUGACGCAUUGGAGAAACGAACGGAUGAGUCCCGAGUUGCUCCCAUUCCCGCAUUUGCUGAUGCAGCGAACGCUACGCAGGGUCCAAGAGCAGAUCGAGCACAUCGAAAUGCUGUCAAUGGGGUAUUUAGAUGAUGCAAGUGGGUCUGCAGAUACGGCAGACGGUAGAAGUGCGGCCCUUAUGAGCAAACUGCCGUUACUGGGCAUGGAGGCAGAUUUGGAACGGCUGAAAUUUGUGUUGAGGAGUUUUUUGCGCUGCAGACUGGCCAAAAUCGACAAGCACAGCUUAUAUUUGCGUCAGUUCAGCGAGGAAGGCGCUGCAAUACCUUUGGAUGAGUUAUUGUCGCGACAAGAGCUGGAAUAUCACGAACGUCAUUUCGCCAUAUUGCUCAAGCUUUUGAACAAUUCGAUUCUACGCCAUCUGCCACCUGAAUUACAGGCGAUCGACGAUAACGAUGGAUCUGUGAAAAUGGUGGAAGAGCCUGAGUGGAGCCGAUUUGUGUUCGUCUUCGUGAACGGGCCAGACCCGAGGAGACAGCAAGAUCCUGAUCCACGCUUACUCGUCAGCGAAACUACAGGCCAGCAGUUCUAUCCGGUAACAAUAGAGGAGCUGCAAGAAGAAGCAGAACUGGCAAUCGGUGGAAUCUACGUAAUGCGUUACAAUGUGGUGAGAGAACUAAUACUAGAGAACAAGGUUCAAUUAAUAUAG
Messenger RNA from Lachancea sp. 'fantastica', 885 nucleotides. NCBI's taxonomy places the organism in Eukaryota, Fungi, Ascomycota, Saccharomycetes, Saccharomycetales, Saccharomycetaceae. The record is from the annotation of a GenBank genome assembly.